This is a messenger RNA of Ogataea philodendri, 507 nucleotides long. RefSeq lists its product as uncharacterized. The coding region runs from base 1 to 507 and encodes 168 amino acids. The transcript has a single exon. The record is from RefSeq and is a predicted model, not a curated record. NCBI's taxonomy places the organism in Eukaryota, Fungi, Ascomycota, Pichiomycetes, Pichiales, Pichiaceae.
AUGGUCGAUGUGGAACCGCGUUGUGUCGUGAACUCCAAAAUUCACAUUGAAAAGAACCAGGGUUGCAAUCGCAGUAUACAGAUACUCCAUGUCGGAACGGGUGCCUGUCAUCAGCUGGUCUUUUUCCCAAAGAUUCCAGAGCGAUCUCACAGUAUUCAUGGACGCCUGGAACGAAGCGUUCAGAAGAGAAAGCAUAAUGGUAGAACAGUCUUGCAGAUUCAUGUAAUCCCGUCCGUGUUGCAACCUAGAAAAAUGCAAAAGCAACGGUCUGACGGCCAAAUUGAGGCCCUGGAAAUACUCAAUCAUCAUAUUGGCGGUGGAUCGCGAGUUGUUCACGUCUCCAGAACCAUAGUCGCAGUUGAUGGAGUCAGGGAGCGACCGUUUCCAUCUCAGCAACUGGACAACCAUUUCCCGCACGAUGUUCAACAUGCUUUUUCCUGGCUGUUUGUUGUACAAGCUCCGCAGAACUUGCAGGUUGAUUUUGGUGAUGGCUACUGUUUCCUGUAA